Molecule: messenger RNA, 2512 nt
Organism: Nanorana parkeri
Lineage: Eukaryota; Metazoa; Chordata; Amphibia; Anura; Dicroglossidae
Gene: TPST1
Product: tyrosylprotein sulfotransferase 1
Exons: 8
Coding region: 256-1374 (372 amino acids)
Biological process (GO): peptidyl-tyrosine sulfation
Cellular component (GO): Golgi apparatus
Molecular function (GO): protein-tyrosine sulfotransferase activity
Source: RefSeq, a predicted model, not a curated record
UGGAGGAUGAGGAUAAUGAUGCCGGGGGGGACCGGAGAUGACAGGGGCGGUCUGCAUGGGACCGGACACAGUUCCACUGAUCUGUGAUUCAAGCAAGUCCAGGGCGUGGAGCACUGGCAGCGCUAUAUUAGAGCCAGGUGACCUAGAGGGCUACCAGAUGGCAGUCACCACUUUUUGAAUAAAAUCUGCAGGCCAUGAGGUUGUAAAGAUAAUUGAUAUCUUUCCAUCUGUUUUCUCCAGCGAGGCAUUGUCAAAAUGAUUGGAAAACUAAAGCAAAACUUGCUGCUUGCAUGCCUUGUAAUAAGCUCAGUGACUGUGUUCUACCUAGGACAACAUGCAAUGGAGUGCCACCAUCGGAUAGAGGAACGCAGUCAGCCAGUCAAAAUGGAAAUUCCCAAAGCAACAUUAAGAACUGAGCAGAAGGUGAACACUAGCUUUCCAUAUAAUAAGGACAUGCCAUUAAUAUUUAUUGGGGGAGUGCCUCGCAGUGGAACUACACUCAUGCGUGCCAUGCUUGAUGCCCAUCCUGAGAUUAGGUGCGGAGAAGAAACCAGGGUUAUCCCUCGGAUUCUGGCUGUCAAGCAGAUGUGGGCACGAUCAAGCAAAGAAAAACUUCGCCUAGACGAAGCUGGUGUAACAGAUGAAGUUCUGGACUCAGCCAUGCAGGCUUUUUUACUGGAAAUAAUAGUUAAGCAUGGAGAACCAGCACCUUAUUUGUGUAAUAAAGAUCCGUUUGCUUUAAAAUCUUUAUCGUACCUAGCCAAAAUAUUCCCGAAUGCCAAAUUUCUUCUCAUGGUGAGAGAUGGACGUGCUUCAGUGCACUCUAUGAUUUCUAGAAAAGUUACUAUUGCUGGAUUUGAUCUCAACAGCUACAGAGACUGUUUAACCAAGUGGAACCGUGCUAUAGAAACAAUGUAUAAUCAGUGCAUGGAAGUGGGCUAUGAUAGGUGCAUGUUAGUACAUUAUGAACAGCUGGUUUUACAUCCAGAACGAUGGAUGAGAACAUUGUUGAAGUUCCUCACGAUUCCAUGGAAUGAUGCUGUACUACAUCAUGAAGAUAUGAUUGGCAAAGCUGGAGGUGUGUCCCUGUCCAAGGUGGAGAGGUCCACUGAUCAAGUCAUCAAGCCAGUCAACGUGGAAGCUUUGUCAAAAUGGGUGGGGAAAAUUGCUCCAGAUGUUCUAAGAGACAUGCCAGUCAUUGCACCAAUGUUGGCCAAACUAGGUUAUGAUCCAUAUGCCAACCCCCCCAGUUAUGGAAAGCCAGAUCAGAAGGUUCUUGACAAUACAAGACGGGUUUUUAAAGGUGAAUUUCAACUUCCGGAUUUCUUGAGAGAUGCGCCUCAGCCAAAGAAGACACGGGGAGAAAGUUCCUAAGACUGAAUCUGUUGAAUAGCAGACCCAUUUUCUCUGUAGAGGUGUCGUGCUUUCUGUCUGUGGAGUGGAUCCAUGAUGAUUCUUUUCAUGCUAUGAGCAGACUAUGAUGUGCAUUUUUUGGCUCUCUGUGCUGCUUGGCAUCUCUUUAAAACAUGGGCAUGAGUUCACUUGUGGGCAUAAAGGCACUUUCCAUUGCAGGAGGCACCUACUAUCUAGCAGUGGUGUAGUAAUGUAUAUUUACCAGCUGUAAUUGUUUUUAAGUAACCAGAGAAAACCGUGUCUGUUAAAACUAUUCUGCAUCCCAAUUCUUUUUGUCACUAUGUGGCCUCUGAACAUUCCAAUGCUGUGACAUCAAAGUUAUUUUCUUUCAGGAGAAUAGGCUUCAUUACAUUCCACAAAGUAUGUAUUGAAUAUAUGUACCUUAAUGUUUAGACAUGUUUCACCAGCAUUGUAUUAAUGAUCUAUUGGUAAAUGUAUUUUAAGCCAAUCUUAAAGACUCAUGCUUAACAUAUUUGAUAUAUGUUCAUGCACACAUUGGAGUUUAAAACAUGGGUACGAGUUUUGGAAACCUUGAACUAUAAUGUAUACUUGCAGUAUAUAGUAGUUUCAGUACUGAAUUGAUAAAAAAUACAUAUUUUUGGAUUACAUUUUAAUGCAAUGGUACCCUUGUUCAUGUCUGAGUUGAAUACAUUAAAGUUCAACAUUGCCUGCAAUGUAUUCUGUAGUUCAGAUUGCACAUGACACACUGUACAUGUCUUUGGCUGAUCAUUUACAUUACACUUUUCAGUUUUAAACCAAACACUGUGGUUCUUCCUUGGGGGGGUAGGUAUACUUUCCCAGUCAGUACUCUAAAAGAAACGAGGAUCCUAGAUAAUCCUGACACUGCUGUGCAGUGUUCUCCAGUGUGAGUUCUCUUUCUUCUCUGUCACCUAGUUUUACCUAAAGUCAGGAACUUAAGGCAUGCUAAGAAAGGAUGUCUACAGCAGUUUUCAACCCCAAAAUUGCCUGGCUACACUAGAGCCCUUAUGUAGAAAUACAUAAAACCUAUUUCUUUUUAAUUAUUUAAAGUAAACUUCCAAAGAAGUUGGGGUUGGUUUGGGAUUUGAGAAAACAUGUACAUUUACAAUUUUAUUGAUUU